Messenger RNA from Eremothecium gossypii ATCC 10895, 4734 nucleotides. It is a transcript of the gene ARO1, whose product is annotated as pentafunctional protein ARO1p. Gene Ontology annotation, cellular component: cytoplasm. Gene Ontology annotation, biological process: chorismate biosynthetic process; aromatic amino acid biosynthetic process. Gene Ontology annotation, molecular function: 3-dehydroquinate dehydratase activity; shikimate 3-dehydrogenase (NADP+) activity; 3-phosphoshikimate 1-carboxyvinyltransferase activity. The transcript has a single exon. NCBI's taxonomy places the organism in Eukaryota, Fungi, Ascomycota, Saccharomycetes, Saccharomycetales, Saccharomycetaceae. The coding region runs from base 1 to 4734 and encodes 1577 amino acids. The record is from RefSeq and is marked provisional.
AUGGCUUCGGUAGGGCUCGAAAAAGUGAACAUUCUCGGAAGGGACAGCAUCCAUGUCGGGUACGACCUGCGGGCACACAUUGCGCGGACGGUAUUCGAGUCGUGUGUGUCGUCGACAUACGUCGUGGUGAGCGACGCGAACGUGGCGCGCGUGCCAUACCACGAGGCGCUCUGCGCUGCGCUGGAGGAGGGGCUGCCCGCGAGGUCGCGCAUGCUGCGGUACGUGGUGCAGCCCGGCGAGACGUACAAGACGCGGGAGACGAAGGGUGAGAUCGAGGACUUCAUGCUGGCGGAGGGCUGCACGCGGGACACCGUGGUGCUGGCGGUGGGCGGCGGCGUGAUCGGCGACAUGGUGGGGUUCGUGGCGGCGACGUUCAUGCGCGGCGUGCGGUUCGUGCAGGUGCCCACGUCGCUGCUGGCGAUGGUGGACUCGUCCAUCGGCGGCAAGACCGCGGUGGACACGCCUGCGGGCAAGAACUUCAUUGGCUCCUUCUGGCAGCCCGAGUUUGUAUUCGUGGACGUCAAGUGGCUCGAGACCUUGCCGCGCCGCGAGUUCAUUAACGGCAUGGCGGAGGUGAUCAAGACAGCGUGCAUUUGGAAUGCCGCGGAGUUCAUGCGCCUGGAGAUGCACGCUAGCAUGUUUUUGCAGGUCGUGAACAGCAGCAAGCAGGUGAAGGUGGAUACCAAGGGCGGGCCGACCUCGCUCUCCUACACGAAUAUAACACAAAUCCUGGACCACGUCUUCCAGCUAGUAUUGGAGUCGAUCAAGGUAAAGGCGCACGUUGUCUCGUCCGAUGAGCGCGAAUCGGGGUUACGGAAUCUUCUGAACUUUGGUCAUAGCAUUGGCCAUGCAUACGAAGCACUCUUGACGCCGCAGGCGCUGCAUGGCGAAUGCGUCUCUAUCGGCAUGGUAAAAGAGGCGGAGCUGUCUCGCUACUUGAACAUCCUCUCUCCCACGCAAGUGGCGCGGCUUACAAAGGUUCUGUCCGCAUACGGCCUGCCAACAUCCGUGAACGAAGGAUGGUUCCGCGAGUUGACUUUAGGGAAAAGGACACCGCUAGAAGUUCUGCUUCGCAAAAUGAGUAUCGACAAGAAGAAUGACGGAAGCAACAAAAAAGUGGUACUCUUGGAGACAAUAGGGAAAUGCUACGGCACCUCGGCUCAUGUGGUGAGCGACACGGAUUUACGUUUUGUGCUGACCGAUGAGGCGCUAGUUUACCCAUUCACCGAUGUACGUUCGAGCACUGGUCAUACUAUUGUGCCGCCGGGUUCCAAGUCUAUCUCCAAUCGGGCCUUGAUCCUUGCGGCGUUAGGCAAGGGUAAAUGCAGAAUCAGAAAUUUACUGCACUCUGAUGAUACCAAGCACAUGCUCGAGGCUGUGCAGCAGUUAAACGCAGCCACAAUAUCGUGGGAGGAUAACGGUGAUACUGUUGUCAUAGAUGGCCACGGCGGAAGAACCCUAACUGCGUCCGAUUUGCCUUUAUAUCUGGGUAAUGCAGGCACUGCUUCUAGGUUUUUGGCAUCAGUGGCAUCGCUGGUCUGCCCUGAGGGCAAUAGGGACUCCGUUAUCUUGACAGGCAAUGCGAGAAUGCAAGAGAGACCAAUUGGGCCCUUGGUGGAAUCCCUACGUCUCAAUGGCGUCCGUGUGGACUAUCUAAACCGCGAAGGCUCCUUACCAAUAAAAGUGCACGCGGAAUCGAAGUUCCGUGGCGGUAGGAUCAACUUGGAGGCUAGUAUUUCCUCACAGUAUGUCUCUUCUAUCCUGAUGUGUGCACCAUAUGCAGAAGAACCGGUUACGUUGUCGUUGGAUGGAAAACCUAUCUCCGAGCUAUACAUUGAGAUGACAAUUAGAAUGAUGGAAAAGUUUGGUAUCAAGGUGGAAAAAUCUAAUGAUGAGUUAUACACUUAUCAUAUUCCAAGAGGACAGUAUGUUAACCCAGCUGAAUAUGUCAUUGAAUCCGACGCUUCAUCAGCUACAUACCCCUUGGCGUUUGCUGCUCUCACUGGAACUACAGUAACUAUACCUAAUAUCGGCCAUGAUUCCUUACAGGGUGACUCCCGAUUUGCAUGUGACGUCUUGAAACCGAUGGGAUGUACUGUACAGCAGACUGCCACAUCCACGACGGUUACGGGUCCGGAGCCUGGAACUUUAAAACCACUUGAGCAUGUUGACAUGGAACCUAUGACUGAUGCAUUUUUAACCGCAUGUGUUGUGGCUGCUGCAGCACAUAGUCCUGAAUCUAAGUGUAAAAAUAUCAUCACCAUCACCGGCAUUGCGAAUCAGCGAGUAAAGGAAUGUAACAGAAUACUGGCAAUGGUCACUCAGUUAAGUAAGUUUGGUGUGACUGCCGAAGAGCUACCAGAUGGUAUACAGGUUCAUGGCGUAGAGCAGUUAAGCCAACUGAAAGUACCGGAUGCUGUUGAGACUUACGAUGAUCAUCGUGUCGCUAUGAGCUUUUCGCUAUUGGCGGGAAUGGUAAAUUACGGCCAGGCACCUUCUUCUUGUAGACCUAUUAAAAUACUGGAGAGAAGAUGUACCGGUAAGACAUGGCCGGGAUGGUGGGAUGUUUUACACAGUAGACUGGGCGCAACUCUAGAUGGGAAUGAACCAUUGCCUGAGAAAGAGAACGAUAUAAGGAAAAGCGUCGUGCUCAUAGGAAUGCGCGCCGCAGGGAAGUCUACUGUCGGCAGGUGGUGCGCUGAAGCAUUAGGCUAUAAAUUACUGGACCUAGAUGACGAGUUUCAGACAUACUUUGGAAUGGGGACAGUAAAAGAAUUUGUUGCGCAGAAUGGGUGGGAGAGCUUCAGAAGUAAAGAAACCGACCUCUUUGGUCAUGUUCUAAACAAGUAUAGCAGGAGCGGGUAUGUUAUAUCUACCGGAGGAGGAAUAGUCGAAACUGCAUCUUCUAGAAAGCUACUACAGGAUUUCGCAGCCACAGGUGGGGUUGUGCUACAUCUAUACCGUGAUAUUGACGAGACGAUAAAAUUCCUGCGCACUGAUCCUACUAGGCCGGCUUAUAUUGAGGAGGUGAGAGGGGUAUGGGAUAGAAGAGAGAAGUGGUACCAUUUAUGCUCAAGUUAUAGUUUUUUCUCACCUCAUUGUUCAACAACGGCGGAGUUUGAGGGUUUAAGAAGGGUGUUCUCGAAAUUUAUUAGGAGGAUAACCGGUAUGCUACCGGUGGAAGUACCUGUAAAGCGUUCCACGUUUGUUUGUUUAACAUUCCAAAACUUGCUGCCCGAAAUGGAAAGAAUCAAAGAGGCUGUUUAUGGCUGCGAGGCUGUCGAAGUUAGAGUUGACCACCUCGAGAACUACUCCCAAGACUUUGUCUUAAAACAAUUAACAGCCUUGCGACUUGCCACCGAUUCUCUACCCAUCGUUUUCACUAUUCGGACAAAGAAACAGGGGGGCAAGUUCCUGGAUAACGACUAUUCGACGUUGGAAGACCUGCUAACCGUCGGCCUAAAGGCUGGCGUAGAAUUCCUUGACUUAGAGUUGACGCUGCCUUCUCCAAUCCACCAAAGAAUACUGAAUAAACGCUAUAAGACACGUAUUAUCGGUUCUCAUCAUGACUUCUCUGGUGAAUUUUCGUGGGAGCAUCCAGAAUGGGAACAUAGAUAUGCGCAAGCGUUAGCCAUGCAAGUUGACGCCAUUAAGUUUGUGGCAACAGCAAAGGGAUUUGGUGAUAACCUGUCUCUAGAGGAAUUCAGGUCAAAACAUACAGACAAACCACUGAUUGCGAUCAACAUGAGAGAGUGUGGAAAGCUCUCCAGAGUAUUGAAUACAAUUUUGACUCCUAUUACAUCGGAUGUCUUGCCUCAAGCGGCGGCUCCGGGGCAACUGACGCUUCGUCAAAUUAAUGAACUUUACGCUUCCAUUGGCGGACUCCGGCCAAAGAAAAUGUUUGUUGUUGGAUCGCCAAUCGGCCAUUCAAGGUCACCUAUCCUUCACAACACUGGCUACAACUCAUUAGGAUUGCCCUACACUUUUGACAAGUUUGAAACCGACUCGGCUGAGAUCGUCAAGAAGUCCUUGCUAUCCAGAGAGGACUUAGGAGGGAUAGCUGUUACAAUUCCUCUGAAGCAAGAUAUUAUGCAAUACCUGGACGAGCUUACUGACUCAGCGAAAUGCAUAGGUGCUGUGAAUACAAUCAUACCGAAGAAGGAUGGGAGGUUUAUCGGCCACAACACAGAUUGGCUAGGUAUAAAAAAUUCCCUGAUAGCGAAUGGGGUCCCGGAACAUGUUAACACUGCUGGCUUGAUAGUCGGCUCUGGGGGCACCGCCAGGGCAGCUGCGUAUGCCUUCCAUGAAAUGCAAUGCUCGACAAUCUAUAUGAUUAACCGCACCACGUCGAACUUGACUGAGCUGCAGAAGAGUUUCCCACAGGAGUUCAACAUUCAUGUUAUUGAGUCCCUCGAGCAAAUAGAGCAACUUUCUGAACCUGUUGGCAUCGCCGUCAGCUGUGUUCCCUCAGAUAAGCCGCUAGAUGACGCACUGUCCCAGAAACUUUCUGCGUUCCUGUCCAGGCCAUCCGCCACAAACUUCAUCCCUACAAUCUUGGACGCAGCGUAUAAACCUUUGGUUACGCCCGUUUUAAAGUUGGCUAGUGAGGUACAUGGCUGGCGACCCGUGUCCGGGGCACAGAUGCUGGUGCAUCAGGGGGUUGCUCAGUUUGAGAUAUGGACAGGUUUCAAGGCGCCGUUUGCACCGGUGUACGACGCCGUGACACAGGAGUAA